AACAAACUUCGUUCAAAGAUAUUCAACGUAUUCGCUUGCAUAGUUACAUGUAAUUCUUGAAAAUUUAAAAAACUCAAAAUAAAUAAAUACAAUAACAUGAGCUUCAUAAGAAGAGUAAUUAAUGCAGUUCAUGAAACUGAAAUUACUGACGCACGACAACAAAUAGCGAUUUUGAAUAGCGAAAUAAAGUCAUAUCAGCAGAAAGGCAGAAAAUGUAUUGAGAAUAAGUAUAAAAACUUCCUUCCAGAUGUUGGUGAGAAUGAACGAUUUAUGCUAGAAGGAGAAAAUUUGGUUCACGAUGUUAAGACAUUUCUCGAGCAUUUAGAGAACAAUGUGAAACAUAAUGAGAGCCAAUGCAAAGAUGAUGUAGAAUGCAUGGUAAAGUCACUGGAAGAAAGUGCGUUGGGUCUUACAACUUGCAUAAAGCUUGUUCAAAUUGAAAAUUUAUUAAAUGAAAUACACAAGAUUAAUAAGCUUAAUCGCUUCAAUGACGCAACAAAUGUACUAGCAGAGCUGAAAAUGUUAAUAUACGAUGACGAGUCCAAUGAUAUUAUUCGUCAUUUAGAUUGCUACAAAAAUAUAAAAAUUCAUUACAUUCAAGAGUAUGAGACCUUUUUAUGCAACUUACAUCAGAAUUUUGAAUCUUUGGUAGAAUUUAAAAGCAAAACUUUUCAAAAUACGAAAGCAAUAAGUAUUCGUAUUAGUAAAGAUAUGGAACAAUUACGCGAUACAACUGUUGCAUUGGUAAAUACCAAUUACUGUCCGAUAACAAUGUGCGACUUCCUUCUUGAAAACGUCUUUGAACCCAUAUGUACUCGAAGUUGUACAUUAAAUUUGGAUGACACCGAUUGCACAACUGUUAAAUUGCUUUUAUCGUACAAUUUAAAUGAAAAUAAUGGUUACCCCGAUUAUCGUGUUGUCUUCAACAAUGUGAAAAAAGUAUUCAAAUGUUUAAGCUAUAUGAAUGUCAUCAUUGAUAACGACCGAUCCGUUUUCUCAAUUAUUGCCCAAAAUAUCAAAGAUAAUUUUUUUGAUUUAAUCAUAAAUAAAUGUAUUAGCUUAGCAAUUCCUAAAUCAAUAAGUGAAAUGAAGAGCUCAACCAUAAUUGAAGAUAUGAAAAGAAUUCACAAUUUUUUAUGUGAUGUGCAAUUUUUGAAUAACGAAAAGCAGGAAGAUUUGCGUUUAAUAACGGCUAUUGACAAAGUUAUAAUUCUAUUUAGUAAAAAAUAUGCUUCCAAUACCCUUGACGAAGCUAAAAUUAUUAUGCAUAAAGAUUUGCAUGAUACAAAAACAGUAGAGUCUACUUUCACCAUUGAAAGUACACUUACUAAAUGCCAAAUUUCAAAAAGCACUUUUCAAUUAAUUAAACUUUUGGAAACAGUUAUAGAAAAUGCAAAAGAAUUUGAGGAAAACUCUGAGCAAGUGCUAAAUACAGUUCUCAUGGUUCUUGAACGUUAUGGUCAAGAAGUUUGUGAAUAUCACAAUAAAUUACUGGAAAGUGUACCGCAACAAUCAGCUAUUUUUCGAAAUAAUUGUCACUUUAUUGCAGAAUGGGGAAUCACUCAUAAUAGUCUAAAAUGUUUACAAUCGUUUGAAAAUGUAACACAAUUUUUAUAUCAUCUGGGUGAUGAAAAAUUCAAAUCACAGCUCUACACACAAAUAAGAAACUUACGGAUUAUUUUGGAAAAAUUAGAUUUUUCUGAAUUUUCACAAAUAAGUCCGGGGCCACAUCGAUUGCUUCGGCAGUGUUUAAGACAAAUGGAAGUACUGAAAAAUGUAUGGCACCCAAUAUUACCCUCUAUGGUUUAUAAAGAAAGUAUGUCGUUACUAUUGAACGAGUUAUGUGAAAAAGUCAUUCAUAAAAUAGUCAAAAUGGAAGAUAUUACGGCUAAAUUAUGUAACGAAUUGGAAGACAUUAUUUUACUCAUUGAGAAAAAAGGACCAGGACUUUUUGAUGAUGAUUCUCGUGUUGAGAUUGAAGUAAAACUUUGGAUGAAAUUAAUGCAACUGAAAACAAUCCUUAGUGCAUCGUUAGCAGAGAUUUCAGAGUUAUGGUGUGGAGGCAAAGGUACAUUGGCUGCAAAUUUUAAGGCUGAAGAAAUCAAACAUCUAAUUCGUGCCUUAUUUCAAAAUACUGAUAGACGAGCAACGGUAAUAGCAUCGAUACUUUAACUAAAUUAUUUGAUUAUUUGAUAUAAACUUGAUAUAAAUGGAACUUCAAAAACGA
Culicoides brevitarsis is the source of this 2227-nucleotide messenger RNA. It is a transcript of the gene Zw10, whose product is annotated as centromere/kinetochore protein zw10. Gene Ontology annotation, cellular component: RZZ complex. Bases 97 to 2172 code for a protein of 691 amino acids. The transcript is spliced from 3 exons. NCBI's taxonomy places the organism in Eukaryota, Metazoa, Arthropoda, Insecta, Diptera, Ceratopogonidae. The record is from RefSeq and is a predicted model, not a curated record. Gene Ontology annotation, biological process: endoplasmic reticulum to Golgi vesicle-mediated transport; mitotic spindle assembly checkpoint signaling.